UAGACAAACGUACUUACUUAAAAUAGUAUGCAAAGGAUAACAUAAUCUAAUUAUAUAUAUAUAUUUUAAUCGCAUAGUUUUCCCCCCAAAAUUUAUUAAUAUUUUCUCCUCAUCCAAUUUCCGCUUAUAAAUACGUACGCUAGAUCUUAUGCAUUUCCAACAUAACCAACACCACAAUCACAAGCCAUCAUUAGCGCCAUGACAUCUCUGAAUCUCCACUGCACCGCCGCCGCCACUUCCUCCGCCCAUCCUCACCCCCCUUCCCACCGCCUCUCCGCCAAGCCCUCCCAUUUCCUCAGCCAUGCAAAGCGCAGCAACCGCCUCCAAAUCUCUUGCCAAAAUAAGAAAGAAGCCGACAAUCCCCAAGGAAGGGUCGACAGGAGGAACAUGCUCGUCGGCCUCUACGGGGCCGCCAACCUGAUCGUGGCGGAGCCUGCCUCCGCCAACCCUAUCCAGGCGCCGCAGCUCGACAAAUGCGGCGUCGCCACCAACUUAAACACCGGGAAACAGCUGGACAUGAACUGCUGCCCACCGAUGUCUGACAACAUUAUUGACUACAAGCUCCCGCCGGUGUUCCACAUAAAAAGCCGUCCGUCAGCUCACCGAGUCUCGCCGGAAUACAUUAGGAAGUACAACAUGGCGAUGGACCGCAUGAAGCGUCUCCCCAAAGACGAUCCCCGAAGCUUCAUGCAGCAAGCCAACAUCCACUGCGCUUACUGCAACGGCGCCUACGACCAACCCGGCCAAGGAUCCCUCGAUCUCCAGGUUCACAACUCAUGGCUUUUCUUCCCUUUCCACAGAUGGUAUUUAUAUUUCCACGAGAGAAUCCUCGGCAAAUUGAUCGGCGAUCCCACCUUCGCGCUGCCGUUCUGGAACUGGGACAACCCUAAGGGGAUGACCAUCCCGCCGAUGUUCACCGACACGAACGCCGCGAUCUACAAUGAGAAGCGCAACCCGGCGUGCGCGCCGCCGGCAGUGCUGGAUCUAGGCAUGACCCGGAAUCCAGACCCGCUCCAGGUGGUCGCGAACAACCUCACCAUAAUGUAUUCGGAGAUGGUCCGUGGAAACUCCGACGUCUACGACUUCAUGGGGAAACCCUACCGCGAAGGGACCCCGGUGAACCCGGGUCCUGGCGCAUCGGAGCGAGGGUCCCACACCGCGGUCCACGUAUGGGUGGGGGACCCCCGCCAGCCGAGCGGGGAGGAUUUAGGGAACUUUUACUCCGCGGGGAGGGACCCACUCUUCUACUGCCACCACGCCAACGUGGACAGGAUGUGGACUCUGUGGCAAUCUUUCCUCCCGAGCAACAAAAUCGCCGAUAAGAAGAUUCUGGACGCCGACUUCCUCAACACCUCCUUCUUAUUCUACGACGAGGACGCGCAUCUCGUCCGCGUCACAGUCAAAGACUGCAUGGACAACCUAAAGAUGGGGUACAAAUUUGAGAGGAUCGAUCUGCCGUGGCUUGACUACCGGCCGCCGCCGCAGACGGCGAGGGCUAGGGUUAAUAAAAUGAGCGCGGGCACGGCGAGUGCGGAGACCGUCUUCCCGCUGACGCUGGAUCGGGUCGUCAGAGUGGAGGUGCCGAAGGCGAAGAGGGGGAAGGCCGACGAGGUGCUGCUGAUCGAGAACAUAACGGUGGAUACAACCAAGUUUUUGAAGUUUGAUGUGUUUGUGAAUGACGAGGAUGAUAAUUUGGGAGAGCUGGACAAGGCGGCCUAUGCCGGGACCUACGCGCAGGUGCCGCACAAGACUGGCGGCGGAAGCGCGACGACGUCGAUCAGGUUGAAGCUGACGGAGGUGUACGAGGACAUGGACGUCGCUGACGAUGACACGGUGGUGGUGACGCUGGUGCCGAGGCAUAAAGGCGAGGGUGUCACCAUUGGUGGAAUCAAGAUCAUUGAGAAUCCUACUCCUUCUCCACCCCGAAGAUCUUGAUCGAUACAUAUGAAAUUGCCCUACGCUAGCAUUUCUCCAUUUUGAAACUUUUCUUUUCAAUCUCUUGCUUCUGCAUUGAUUUGCCACUUUUGGUAUCUUUGAUUUGCUAUAAGA
Salvia miltiorrhiza (redroot sage) is the source of this 2049-nucleotide messenger RNA. RefSeq names its product polyphenol oxidase I, chloroplastic-like. Gene Ontology annotation, biological process: pigment biosynthetic process. Gene Ontology annotation, molecular function: catechol oxidase activity. The transcript is spliced from 2 exons. The record is from RefSeq and is a predicted model, not a curated record. Bases 199 to 1935 code for a protein of 578 amino acids. Lineage: Eukaryota; Viridiplantae; Streptophyta; Magnoliopsida; Lamiales; Lamiaceae.